AUGGCGUCUGAAGCGCCGUGCAGUUCCUCUCGCGGAGAACUGCGGAGGAGACGCGGAAGGCAGGACCAAACGGAGGAUGCUGCUGCCUUCGGAGUCACCACAGCUAGCACCGUGAUAAAAGCAGAAGGCGCGACAUCCUCGUCUCAUUCCCCCUCGCCAUCGGAACCGCCCUCCUGUGCUCCCUCUGCCGCGAGGUCUGACGCUGAGAAGUCUCAGGACCGCAGUGGCUGUCGCUCUGCAAGUCGCUCUUUGCCUGCCUUUCGUUUCUCAAGCCCCGCAUUUGUGGCGGUUCUCUGCGUGGUUCAACUCCUGCUUCUGCUCGCCUCGCUUCAGUGCACUCUCUUCUGGCGGGCGACUCUCGAGGCCCAAUCGAGUCAGGCAGAAGCUCUGCGCGCCCUCGUCGAGGAGAGCUCGAAUGCGAUGGCGGGCGUGCGGUCAAGAUACGCGUGCUUUGUGGAUCGCCACCUGCGGCCGAUCUCCCGAGAAGAGGAAGAAGGGGAAUCCGAUGCUUUCCAAGCCGUGGAAGAAGAAAACGAAGAGGGACCCGGUGCCCGGUCGGGCCGCAGAAAAACCUGCCGCGGACGCCAAACAUCAGAGGAGGAGUACCGAGUUCUGGUGGACUUCCGCGACAAGUUCGCCCACACGCAGCAGAGCAUUCAGGCGAUGACAAACAAACUUCUAAAAACGCUUGACAAGCGCGUGAAGCGCGUUGCAGAGGUGGCGGACGACGUGCUCAACAACCCCAUCUUCAAGGGACAGCGAUAG
Molecule: messenger RNA, 765 nt
Organism: Besnoitia besnoiti
Lineage: Eukaryota; Apicomplexa; Conoidasida; Eucoccidiorida; Sarcocystidae
Exons: 1
Coding region: 1-765 (254 amino acids)
Source: RefSeq, a predicted model, not a curated record